UAAAUGUUGUUUUCUAGUUUAGGAAACGUCCUCCUUUUAUAAUUUAUUAUAUUGAAUUUGUUGCUAUUUUUGUUGUCUAAAUAACAGUAAAUUAUUUGUUAUUUAACUAUCGAUUUAUAGAUGGAGUAGUUUUAAAGAAUUGCCCGAGGCAGUGUUAAAUAGAUUGUUCCCUUUACGUUAUUAAACCCUUUACGAUAAUUUAUGAUUUUCAAAUGAAUUUUCUGUCAUAGCAUCGAAUAUUAUUAAUAAUUAUUCUUACGAAUCAGAAAACUUUCAGUGGUUACCGCGGCAACGGUACGUCACGUUACGCACCGUGACCCACGCUUCUUACCCAUAAUCACUUUUACCACUCAUUUCACCCGCCAAUUGACUACAGUAAGUAUCUCAACUCAAUGGGUGUUUGUUUGUUUGUUAAAAAGCACGCAACACCUUUGCUGUUAUUUCUUUAGUUGUAGUCAACCCUGGAGAUUAGGUUGAAUUUGUUACUGUUGCAUUCUCAUUUACACGGCUACCCGCCGCUAUCCAGCCAAAUGACAGCUGUUCCCGGCACAGCUGGAUUGUGGCACUGCUAACCACUGCUACCAAAAUCAGUUUAAACUCAUGUAUUUGUCCAUGUGUUGUGAAGACAACAAUUAACAACGAGUUGUUGCAGUGGUUAAUGUUUUAUUCAAAGUGCGAAGUAAAUGUCAGAAGUGUAACUAAGGGGAAUUACCAGAAUCAGGGAUGGACUGGAAUAAAAAAGUGGACCUGGAGUCUUUCCAGAGGAUUUGACUGCUCAGUGCGACUUAAUGUCAUAUACCUGAUAUAAUCAAUGCACAAUUAAAUAGAGAGAUAUAGAUAGAAUAACCUGUAACACUAUGGUGCCAUACUUUUGUAAGACUUUGCCAUUUCAGAAGACACUGAAAUCAUCAUGACAUAAUUGAGGGUAAUUGUUACUUUAGUUAUGUGUGACAUUGAGAAGACAGAGCAGUGGAUAUUCUGAGAAGCAUUUUACGCAACAGGACAGAAAAAGACCACUGUUUCCAUUAUUUGUAGGCCUAAAUAAAAAUAGAUUUGUGUAUGUACUUGCUUGUGUCAAGUGACUGUGGUACAAAUCUGACAUUUGUACGGUAAGGAUUGAUUUGUAUUUUGAUAUGAUAUUUGUGCGUAGUGGUUGUGAUUGAUUAAUAUUUAUAUUUACUCUGUCCUAACAAUUAAGAAAUGCUCAUUUACUACAAAGGCUAUUCUAAUAAUCUUUUGCUUUUUCCUGUUUUACAGCUUUAUUGCAACACUUUUUGCCUUCACCAACACACACAUAUAUACACACACGCACACAAAUCAAAACAACGGCACUUUUAAGAGCCACACUCUCUCUCUCUCUCUCUCUCUCUCUUUCUCACUUGUCUCUUUCGAUCACUCUCUUUCUCUAUUUCUUCAUCUUGUUUUUUUUUUUUUUUUUUUUUUUUGUGUAUUGUUUCUAUUUGUAUGUGAUGUCCCUAAAUUCUGACGUCAGGGUCUUUGAUGAUCCCAAUGAUGCCAGGAUCCACAUGGCAGCAUUGAUUAGUGAUGCUUAUCUCCAUGAUGCCAGGGCUGCCAUGGCCAAGAAAAACCCUGCCUUUCCCCAAAGAAAAAUGAGAAAAAGCAGGAAGAGAUCCCUCACUAAUCCACUGGUCACAGGCAGGCGUGAGAAACGUCGGGAAACACACUGCUCUGCAUCAGCUGCUUCUCAAUCCAGAAGAAGGGAUCCAGUGCAUGAGGAAGGCCUUCAGAUAGAAGAUCAAGAGUUGGCAAGUCUUGAAACAAGACUCCAAGAGUUAAGGGACACUAUAACUGCAGACCAGGUUCCGGAGGGAACAGACAGAAUGGUUUCUGCUUGGGAACAAAGGCAGCUUCUCACAGAUGUGAGAAUGAAAACUGCUAGGCCUAUGCUUUUUGAUGCAAAGCUCUCAGCCGAGAGAGUAUCCGUCCAAAAUUGUCACAGAUGCUGUGCUGUAGAAGCUGUGAUUAGGUGCCUGGACUGUGUACCACUGGACAUGGAGUACCUCUGUGCUACCUGUGACAUGGAGGCUCACAAGAGAAAUAUCUUCCAUGACAGAGAGGCUGUGUUCCAUGGAUUUCUUGAGCCCAUUCCCCCUACAACUGCUGUGGUGCUGAAUGAAAAUGGCCAGCCUCAGUUUUGUGAACAAAUAUGUCAACUGCCUGUUCCUGCACCAAGGUCAAUUUGUGAAUGCACACAUGACUUCACAAUCACUCCAGGGAAGCAUAUUUCUGUGGUCACCAUCAAUGGACGAUACGAUGUCUGCUUGCCACGGAAAUCCUGUUCAUCAUGCUCUGCAGAGUGGACUCCCGAGUUGAAAGACCUGCUCAUUUAUCGGUACUGGCCAGCUAGCACCAGCUGCCAGACCCUGUACAAGUUUGAUGUCUUCACCUCGUCUGAACAUAUGAAGGUGACGGCACCAGCCAUGUCCAGGCAGGCCUUCCUGAAAAUGUUGGAGCACAGAUCUGUUCAAGCUGGAAGGACAGGUAGUAUCUGUGCUGAUACAUUUCAGCGAAGCUUUUUUGAGUUUACCUUCUGUCAAUACAAAGAAGAGGAUAUGUGCCAGGUCCAUCAUUUUGAGUGUCCAGCAUGUUAUCCAGACAUGUUGGCUGUCUGCUCUGAUGGGAACCGAAAACAUUACCGCUUCAGCAAGUCAAAAGGGACUGAGGAGCCACCCAUAUACGAGGGCUUGUUCUUGGCCAAGGACGAGGAAGUUGCUACCUUUGUUGACCUCGCCAGAGGCAACAUGAGAAGUGUAUGA
This is a messenger RNA of Carassius gibelio (silver crucian carp), 2777 nucleotides long. RefSeq lists its product as uncharacterized. The transcript is spliced from 8 exons. Bases 1470 to 2777 code for a protein of 435 amino acids. The record is from RefSeq and is a predicted model, not a curated record. Lineage: Eukaryota; Metazoa; Chordata; Actinopteri; Cypriniformes; Cyprinidae.